AUCCAAAAUGGCGUCUUCAAAUCUCAAAUCACAAUUAAAUCUUUACGCUGCAUUUUUGAAGCACAGAAAAGGAAAAUACGACCCUCACUUAGAUGGACAAAUUCAAAGCGAAGGGAAAGAAAUCUUGGAAAGUCAUGAUCCACAACAGAGAAGAURCCGUGUUAAUGGUCAUUCAAUCUUCUGGAUGGUGGCUUCAAUGUGUGUAUUCUACUAUACAGACUUUUAUAUGGCUAUUAGGAUUGAUCCACGCAUUCACAGGACCUGGCUAUUGAUAGGAGGGUGUUUAAUUGGCCUCAAUAUCCUUAUUGGUGCUUAUCUAAUCAUUUGGUGCAGUUAUAUUAAGAAGAUAAAUGACUGGGAUGAGCAAAACCCUGUUCUUAUCCCUGUUGCAACAGCUUCCUUCAUUGUUGGAUUUAUCUGUUGUACAUAUGCUUUAUGGCCAUUGUGGAGUUUUCUUACGCCUUUCAUCAAUUUCACACUUUUCAUGGGUGUUAUCUUUCUUUCGACCCUGUUACCUAUUUAACAAUGCUCAUACUCUAACAAUAUCCAAUGCAAUCCCAAGCCAGUAUGAAUCAGAGAGAGGUCUUCUCUAUUUCAACUUAUAUUUGUAUUCGCUCUUGCAUUCGGCUUAUCCAUUGUGAAAAGCAUAAAACAUAGCACUCAGGCAUUAUUGGUAUCAAUACAUGUAUAUAUUUUGAGAAUUUUCUGUGCAUUGAUUAGAAAAUCCAUGUCAAAGUGGUACACCAAGUGAUAUCACAACUAUGCAUUUUUAGCUUACGUACUCACACAUAAUGAAGAAUAAUAGCAUUUAAAGUAUUUUUGUACAAUAUUAGACACAAGUUACAGGCUGAGUGAGGUGCAGAAGUUUGACCAACGAUAAUGUAUUCACAUACUUUUAUGCACUGGCUGUUGUACAGUAAGCCUUCAUAGAAGUAUACAAAUUCAAUGUGGUCAUAUUUUGAGUCCAGUGUCGUAUUGUAAUAUUACAAUAAUGGAUGGGUAGUACAUAUGUAUUAAAAUUGUAUUUAUAGGUGGAAGUACUUAUAUGUUUUCUUAGACAUUGUGCUGCUGCCAGGCUGUGCUUAUUGAGAAUAAGUAGUUCAUAAAAAGAAGAGACAACUAGCUAAAAACUAAAUUUUACUCCUUGAAAAGAUGAAAAAACUGACGUUUGUAACGCUAUUCCUUCAUCGGAGUUAACUAUAGAAUACCCCACAAAUGAUAUGCAGUUUUUAGAACUCUUUGCAAAAUAACCAAUAUAAAAAUAAAAGUCAUUGUUAUUAUACUGUAAAUAUUUACAUAUGAAUUGCUGGGUAUUUUGUAGUUAUACCCACUACACAUAAAAAAUAUGUUUCUAAAUGCUUCCAUUCAUAUCUAUGGAGUUUUGCCUUCUAUAAAAGUUGUGAUAAUCUUGAAUAUUGUGCAUGUAAAUAGCAAAAUGUAUUUUAUUAUGCAAUAGUAGGAAAUGAUAAGUAUAUGUUAUYUUUAUUUUUAAGAUUGUAAAGCGCCAUGAGCACAGGAUAUGUGCGCUAUAUAGAUAAAGUUAUUAUUUAUGUGAUGCAUAAUGUGAUGUAAAAAUUUCAUGUAACAAUUUUUA
Actinia tenebrosa (Australian red waratah sea anemone) is the source of this 1594-nucleotide messenger RNA. Its product is annotated as transmembrane protein 128. NCBI's taxonomy places the organism in Eukaryota, Metazoa, Cnidaria, Anthozoa, Actiniaria, Actiniidae. The record is from RefSeq and is a predicted model, not a curated record.